CAAGGCUUUGCUUCCCGGCUUUCAGCUAUCAGGAAUGCUUAUGACUUUAAAGGGUAUUCCAAGUACAUACAACAAGGACUUACAGGAAGAUAAACAACCUUUGUUUGAUGUUUGUGACUCUUUGCGUGGUCUUUUGUUAGUAGCAACAGGAACAAUGGGAACUUUGACGGUUGUUGAGAGGAAAAUGGCUGAUGCCCUAAGUCCAGAUAUGUUAGCAACAGAUUUGGCCUAUUAUUUGGUCAGGAAAGGGGUCCCAUUCAGAGAGGCGCAUUGUCUGUCUGGAGAAGCUGUUCAUCAAGCUGAAAUAAAGAAGUGCGCAUUGAAUGAAUUGUCCUUGGAUGACCUUCAAAAAGUCAGUCUGUAUUUUGAAGAUGAUGUGAAGAAAGUUUGGAACUAUGAAAAUAGCGUCGAMCAGUAUAAAUCUGAGGGUGGUACCAGUAGGCAAGCGGUAAUCCAGCAAAUAACAGUGCUUAACCGUUGGCUUAUGAAUCAAAAUGAUCCGUUGAAGAACUAGAUUUAGUAGGAGGAAAUAUAGAUUACUCCACUGAAAGUGCCAACGAACGAUUUUUAUUCACGAGUUGCGUAGCCCAAAAACAAAAGCACGAGGAUUUCUUUUCGAAUCGUAGACGCCUGUGAGAUACUGCAGGCAGGAAGCCAUUUGAAUGCAAAACACACACACACCGGCAUCAGCAUAAAAGGACGAACAAUGUUGGUUAACAAUUUUUAUUAAAGCGACUGAAUUAUACAGAAAAUCAUGAAAAUAUAAGUAUGAUAUAUUUUCAGUUUAAGUAAAUAUAGAUAAAUAUGUA
This is a messenger RNA of Exaiptasia diaphana, 809 nucleotides long. RefSeq names its product argininosuccinate lyase. The transcript has 6 exons. The record is from RefSeq and is a predicted model, not a curated record. Bases 35 to 514 code for a protein of 159 amino acids. Gene Ontology annotation, molecular function: argininosuccinate lyase activity. Gene Ontology annotation, cellular component: cytosol. Lineage: Eukaryota; Metazoa; Cnidaria; Anthozoa; Actiniaria; Aiptasiidae.